AUGGAAGUUUUGGAUAAUUUAAUUUAGAAGAACCCGAAAGAUAUGCAAAAACCACUAGAAGAAAUGCAUGAUUUCAUGAAAAACUAGACUUUUAAUUCUAAAGAUUAAAUAGCAGAUCCAACACAUCCAAAAUAGGAAAUAAAAAUCUAGUCUUCAAAAUUAAGGUAACUUAGAACAUCUUCUGAUCCUUAACUAGUUUGGGAAUCUCAUUAAAACACAUCAUUUAUGAGUGAAUUUUAAGACUUAAUUUAGAAACGAUUAAACGAAGUUAAGAGAAGCCCAAAAAUAUUUAAAUACUAUUGUAAAAUUGGAUUUCAAGUAAUAAUAUAUUUGUUAAACAUACUUGAACUUUUCUUUACUUUAAGUUACGGUUUUUAUAAUAAAAUUACUCUUAACUUAAGUUACUAUUACUAUUGUUAUUAUUUAUCUAUAGGUUUCUGUAUUUUAUUUCAUAUUGGAGCCUGGAUUUACACUUAUAAAUUUAGGUAAAUUACUAAAAAAAAUAUAAUUGAAGAAAUUACAUACUAUAUCUACUAUAUGUUUAUGGGAGUAUUGAGUUAUUUAAAAAUAGCUCCUUUUAUUUAUUUUUAAAGUAGAGAUAAAUCAAUUAAAUAAUUUUCAUUUAGUGAAAUUGACAAAUAUAUAUUUUUAACUUAGGAUGAUAAAAGAAUAUUUCCAUGUAGACUUUUCAAUAAAAGAAAUAAACCUGUAAAUAUUUUUAGAGAUUUAAUAUUUCAUAGAGUUGCACUUCUUUCUAUGAUUAUUACAAUGGCUAUUUAAACAAUUCCUUAAAUUUUUAUUUAAGGAUUUUAUAACACAAAAAGAUAGGCAUGGGAUAAAUAUAAUACGAUUAGUUUUAUAUUAUUAAUAAUUAAUUUUAUCUAUUACUUUUUGGAAUUUUAUAUUAUUGUAAAUACUUCAUUCGGUAAAUAAGUCCAAAAGUAAGUACAACUUAAAUUGAAUAAAAUAAAAUUAACAUUGCUUUAAGAAACAAAACAAUUAUUAAAAUCUGAUUUAUAAUUUCUAAAAUAAGUUGAAUCUUAUUAUAUACAUAUUAAUCCAAGUACAUUCAGCCCAUAUUAAAAGCAAAAAUGUAUGGUUGAAAUAAUUAGUUUCUUGUUAAAGUAAAGGAAAUUUAAAAAUAUUGAAUUUCAUUAUAUUGAUAUUUAUGAUGAAGUUACUUUGUAAUAUUUAGCUAAUUGUUUUCAAUUCAUUAAAGUGAAAGAAAUAAGUCUUUUAUAUUAUGAUUAAAAUAACCAUAGUUUUUUAUUCGAUAUUUUUCAUAAUUUUCCUAAUAUAAUUUUACAACAUUAAAACGAAGAAAAUAUUGGCGAAUUAUGGAAUUACGAUGUUAUUGAUCCAAAUUCAUAAAAUGAGAAAGUAAGAUAACUACAAAAUAUCGAAAAUCCAUCAAAAAAUGCUGGUUUCUCAUCUGUACAAAACAUGAAAAAUCUUAAAAAUGAACCCAAAUUUAUCACUUAACAUUUUUUAGUACUAAAUCCAAUAGGCCCAUAGGGAAUAUUAAAUCCCUAGAUAGAAGAAAUUAAUAUAAUUGAGCUUGAAAAGCAAACAAGAAUUCUUUAAAAAACAUAAGAAAAACUAGAAACAUCUUAAGAUAUUAUCGAUGAAGCAAGUACUCAAAUUAAUGCUAUUACCAAAAGAGAUUUAUUUGAAGAUUAAUAUUGGAAAAGUAAUAUUUUAAUGAAAAUGUAUGAUUAUUAUUAAGGCAUAAGAAUAUCAAAAUAGUUGCGAUAAGCUUAUCGAUUAAUUUUAUCAUUAUUAAAUAUUUCCUUAUAAAUUAUUUCUCUUAUCUAUUUAAUUAAUGAUGGUGAUAUUUAUUAAAUAGCAUUAAUAGUUUUAACUGUAUUCAAUCUAUUAUUAAGAACAUUAUCUUAAAUGGUAAUUUAGAUUUUUUCAAUUAACAAACUUUCAUUUUUAAGUUAUUUUUUAGCUUAUGUACUGUUAAUAAUAUUUGACUAUUUUUAAUUAUGGGAUUUAAUGGGGUUUUGUUUUAAGAUAACGCCUAAGAAUUCUAGAAAAUAAUUCAAAAAAAAAAAUCAGAGAGAUUUUAGUUAUGAAGUAUACUUUAAGUUCAGGAGCUAUGCCUUAUAAUUUUAAGGCGGUUUAGCUUCUACUAUAUUUAAUAAUAAAACUGUAGCAUCUCAAAAAUAUUUAUUUAAAUAUAUGCCUAUUUUAUAAAUUAUGACAUGGAGAUCAGAUGUACUUGAAGCUUUGAAUAGAACUCCUUAGUUUAUUAUUUACAUCUUAUCAUUAUCAUCUUAAGUAUUAACUGAAAUUUGGAUUUUAUCUUUUUUUCAACAAUUAAAAGGUAGUAUAUUUGCAAUAAAAGAAAUACUAGAUAAUGUUAUUAAAGACUAUUUUAUUCCAGCUUUGCUUUUAAGAACAGUUUCAGUGGAUUAAUUCUUUUAAUCUAUUUUUUAUCUUGGCUCAAUAUCAAAUUAAAUAAUAUUUGAAGAUCCUAAAUCUUUUUAAAUACUUUCCAAAGUUAAAGAGUAGUAUUUUAAAGAAUAAUUAGUAUUUAAAAUUAAUGUUUAAAACAUUGAUUUUUCUAAUUAUAAAGGUUUAAAAAAAUAAAAAAUGCUAGCUUAGUUUAGAUAUGUUCUUGCUUAAAUAACAAGUAUUCUAGAAAUUGAUUAAGCAUAAAGGUUAUUUUUUAUGGGACCUGAAUUAUAUGAUUUAAUAAGAUGCUUAAAAGUUAGUCCUUUGUAUUAAUUAAAAUUGAAUUAUUAUUUAGAUGAAUUAUAACCCACCCAAAUUACUUAUAUUAAUGGAUUUAUAAAAAAUUGUCCAAAAAAAUUACAAUUUUUAUAAAUCUAGGUAGAAUCAUCAAAAGUACAUUAAAUGGAAUUUUUUGUUGAAAGAUAGGAAACUCUAAAAGCAUUUUCAUUUUCUUAUUUCUAAAUAAUACAAUAAUAAAAAAAUACGGCUACAAUAGUUUAAUAAGAGAACCUGAAUUUAGAUAAGGAUUUUUUAAAAUUAGAUAGGUAUGAUUUUGAACAAUUUUAUUUUGAAGUUUUUGGUAAUCUUAUUUUAACUAAUUGCCAUUAGCUAUUUUAAUAGUUCACCUAAUUGAAAGAGUUCAAGGUAUCGAUUAUUAAUAAUGUGCACAUUCAAAAUUUUUUAUUUUCUAGCAAUUUAGCAAGUAAAGAAUUGGAAAUUUUGGAUGUUACUUUUGAAUGUAUUAGAUUAGAUUUUUAGAACUACCUUUUUAAUAACUUAAAAAUUAUUAAAAUGAUUUUGAAAAUGUGCGAAUUCAACAAAGAAAAUUUGAAGAAUAUUUUAGAAGGUUUAAAUGAUACUACAAAAGAGGUUUAUAUAGAUAUGUCAUAAUGUUUAUGUACGUUUACAUAAAUUGAAUAGAUACAAUUAGUAAGAUUAUUAGAAAGUAAAAAAAUAGAUGUUAACAUAAAGAUUUGA
Paramecium primaurelia is the source of this 3438-nucleotide messenger RNA. Lineage: Eukaryota; Ciliophora; Oligohymenophorea; Peniculida; Parameciidae. The record is from the annotation of a GenBank genome assembly.